AUGCCAUCCUACCGCAUAGAACUCGCCUCUACUGGCCGUGCAGGCUGCACCAACAAAGAAUGCAAGGACAACAAGGUCAAAAUCCCCAAGGGCGAGUUGCGAUUCGGCUCUUGGGUCGACAAUGGCAAAUUUCAGGCGUUCUUCUGGAGACAUUGGGGUUGUGUGACGCCCAAGAUCGUCGGCAAUAUUAAUGAUCUUAUUGGGGAAGGUGAUGACAAAGACCUCGAUAUGCUUGAUGGCUACGAGGACCUCUCACCUGAGAUCCAACAGAAGAUUGAGAGGGCCCUGGACCAGGGUCACGUUGAUAAUGAAGACUGGAAUGGCGACCGUGAAAUGAAUGUACCCGGGUCGAAUGGCUUCCGGGUAAGGACACUCAAAAAGAAUUCCAAGGCCGCAGACAAGGAGGAAAAGGACGGAGAAACUGAGGAAGAGGAAAAACCCAAGUCCUCGAAGACCAAGAAGCGUAGCCAUGCCCAGGUUGAUGAGGAUGCAAAGGACGCAGGGACCGCGGAGCCCAAACGACCUAAGCGGAAGUCCGCAGGCGCUACAAAGAAAGCAACUGUCUCAUCCGAAGAUGAAGAUGAGAAUGACGAUGUUCCCGAGUCUCCGGAACCAAAGGCCAAGGCUUCGAAACGGGGCCGUCAGCCCAAAGAAUCGAAGCCUGCUGCCACUACUGGUGCGAAGCGCGGAAGAAAGGCCAAGGGUGCCGAUGACGACGCUGAAUCUGAGCCUGCUGAGGAGAAGCCCAAGCGUGGACGUAAGAAGAAGACUACUUGA
Aspergillus puulaauensis is the source of this 777-nucleotide messenger RNA. RefSeq lists its product as uncharacterized. Lineage: Eukaryota; Fungi; Ascomycota; Eurotiomycetes; Eurotiales; Aspergillaceae. Gene Ontology annotation, molecular function: zinc ion binding; DNA binding. The coding region runs from base 1 to 777 and encodes 258 amino acids. The transcript has 5 exons. The record is from RefSeq and is a predicted model, not a curated record.